AUGGCUACCUCAGCAGCAAGCAUCCCAGAUGAUACCAAGGUUGAUUCAGUAAAUCAAAUCUCCCAAGCUACCAUCAUCGAGCAUGAUGAACAGCGCCCCCCUAUCGUCAAUGCCAAUUCAUAUCUUGACGACGAACACGUCAACUUGGGAUGGAGAUCGUGGAUGGUUGUUUUUGUGACUUGCUUUGCGAACGGAGCACAGGUGUUUGUUGUCACUGCCGCUGGGUCAGUAAUUGCAUUCAUCGUUCGUGACCUUGGAGAUGCUGCAAUUGCGGGAUGGAUCAUCCAGGGACCUCUGCUAAUGCAAAGUGCAUUGUCCCCUGUUGUUGGGCGGCUGUCAGAUGUUCUGGACCGCAAGUAUAUCGCUGCUCUCACGCCACUCAUCGCAUUUGCUGGUGCAGUCGUAUCUGCCCGAGCGAAUUCAAUGAAUAUGCUCAUCGGUGGUGGUAUACUCAUCGGAGUAAACCUGUCUACGGUGUCGAUCGUUCAUUCCAUUCCGUCAGAAAUCCUGCCAAUGAAAUAUCGACCCCUGGCAAACGGCUUUGGGUACGUGGCAGGUGCAAUAGGAGGCCUAGUCGGUGUUCUUGGAGCCGGCGGCGUCACGAAUGCCAAUGCAGGUGGCUGGCGCACAAUCUUCUGGAUGCAAGCAGCAUUCUACCUCGCCUCCUCGUUAGGCCUUUUACUUUUCUACUGGCCGCCGCGAAGAUCAGAUUACCCAAAAAUGACUCUAUCACAAUAUAUCUGGGUUUGCGAUCCCAUCGGUUCUAUCCUUUUUAUGGCUGGUGCUCUCCUGACUCUUCUGGGUUUUGAUUGGUCGGGAGGUGCCUACCAUUGGUCUAACCCUCAUGUUGCCGCCCCACUUGGUAUUGGUCUUAGUCUUCUGGUGAUGUUCUGUCUUUAUGAAUGGAAGGGCAGGAACGAUGGUUUGGUAGCUCACGUCUUCUUUCAGGGAGGACCGAACUUUGCUCUUUCAAUUUUCACUUUCUCUGUUGAAGGGUGGAUAUUUUACAGCGCUGUGAAUAGCGUCACUCCUCAAGUGGUGCUAAACCUAGGAUUCGAGAGUACUGCCUGGAAUGUCUCAAAGAGACAGCUAUAUUACAACGUUACCACUCUACUAUCCUCAAUUCCAAUAAUAUGGUACGCAACAAAAUACAAAGAUCUGAAAAGUCCGUUGCUACUAACGCUGGUAAUAUUUCUCGUUGUCGUCAUAUGUUACACCUGUAUCUCCCCUUCAAUGGAGAAGGCACAGAUCGGCUUUAAUGUUCUCAGUGGCAUCGGGCAAUCAGGACCACUUUCGCUUCUUGUGGCACUCAUACAAUUUACCGCUCCCCAUGCAUACCUAUCAACGGCCACUGGCCUCGCAUUCUCUGCCCGUGCAAUUGGAGGAGCAUUCGGCUCUGCCGUGCUCUCUGCCAUCAUUAACGGCAAGCUAGCCUCGACAUAUGUACCGAGCAUUUCUUCCACAGCUCAUGAUCAUGGGCUUCCUGAGUCAUCAGUGCCGCUGUUGAUCUCGGCUUUGAAGUCUGGAAAGCAAAGUUCACUCAACGCAGUUCCUGGAAUCAAUCCCAGCAUUCUCGCAGCUGUUACGAAAACAAGUCACACUUUAUAUGCACAUGCAUAUCGACUGGGCUAUGCAUCCAUCAUUCCGUUUGUGGUGUUGGCGAUUGUUGCUUCUGCAUGUUUGAAGGGGGUGAAGGAUCUCAUGACAGAACACGUUGAGGCUACUGUUGAGAAGAUUCCGAACGAGAAAGUUGCCGAGGCUUAA
Molecule: messenger RNA, 1764 nt
Organism: Hyaloscypha bicolor E
Lineage: Eukaryota; Fungi; Ascomycota; Leotiomycetes; Helotiales; Hyaloscyphaceae
Product: MFS general substrate transporter
Exons: 9
Coding region: 1-1764 (587 amino acids)
Biological process (GO): transmembrane transport
Molecular function (GO): transmembrane transporter activity
Source: RefSeq, a predicted model, not a curated record